This is a messenger RNA of Xiphophorus couchianus (Monterrey platyfish), 1273 nucleotides long. RefSeq names its product integumentary mucin C.1-like. NCBI's taxonomy places the organism in Eukaryota, Metazoa, Chordata, Actinopteri, Cyprinodontiformes, Poeciliidae. The transcript is spliced from 6 exons. The record is from RefSeq and is a predicted model, not a curated record. Bases 56 to 1273 code for a protein of 405 amino acids.
AGAUUAAGUAUCAGAACCAGGAGAACUAACCUGCAGGAUCCACCUGAACAUCACAAUGAAGCUGAUCUUUUCUCUGACUCUCAUCUGGGCUUUCUACUGCAAGGCUGGAGCCCUGACGUGUAUGACCUGCACAGACCUGACGUGUUCAAUCACAUUACCACUAACAUGUAGCUCAGAGACAAUGUGUAUAACAGCUACCAUCCGAGCUACUAAAUCUGGAACUUCAGUAACACAGCUCUACAAAGCCUGUGCAGCGUCCUCUCUGUGUCCGGCUACAGGCACCUCGACUUUUUCAGUCAACUUGGGAUCCCAAAGUACAAUUGCAUCUGCUCAGUGCUGCAACACAGACAACUGCAACUCACAGAUUCUGCCUGCCCCCAGUUCUCAGCCCACUAACUCCCUUCAAUGCAUUGCUUGUAACCCCACAACUUCUCAGUGCAUCAAUCCAAUAACCUGUUCAGGAGAUGAGAGCAGCUGCUUCUCAGCAACUUUGAACGAUGGAACAAACACAAUCCCUGCACUGGGUUGUGCAUCACCAAACACCUGUACAGCUGCUUCAGGUCUGGGAAGUUUGCCGUUCAUGCAGAGUGUUGGGUCAAUCACCAGUGGACCAACCUGCUGUGGAACCAGUUUGUGCAAUAUUCCAAGUGCAACAACAACCACAACCACAGGACCAACAAUCACCACUACAACACCAACAACAACAGCAGCACAAACUACCAAAACUGCUGUCCCAACAACCACAACUGCAGAACCAGCCACCACAACUUCUUCACCAACAACAACCGUAGCACCAACCACAGGUACAGCAACAACUACAACAACUGCUGCACUAACUACAACUGCUGCACCAACCACAACAACUGUCGCACUAACCACAACCACAUCAACAACAACUGCUGCACCAACCACUACAACCACAGCACCAAUCAGCACAACCUCAGCACCAACCACAACUGCUGUACAGACCACCACAACGGCUGCACCAACCGCAACAACUGCAGCACCAACAGCAACAACUGCUGCAUCAACAACGACAACUGCUGCAGCAACAACAAGCAUGGCACCAGCCACCACAACCAACAACAACAAGCGCGGCACUAACCACUACAACCACACCACCGACCACAACUGCAGCACAAACCACAACAACCGCUGCAACAAUCCCCAAAACAACUUCUGCAACCACACCAACUGCAGCACUAACCAAAACCACCGCAACAACAAACUCUGCACCAACAACCACAACUGCAGCACCAACCACAACAGCUGA